AAAGAAAUCGUGUGGAAGGAGUGAAUUGAAAGAGAUUUUUGCUUGUUUUGAGAACACCAAUUUCCCAACAUUACAUUACUUUUUUGCUUUCAUUCUCUAUCACUUUUUUUUUUUCUUUUUUUCUCUUAAGAGAAGAGAAUGGUGGUGGCUUGUGAAAGAUGAAGAGGAGGAGCUGCACCUCCUUCCUUCCAUGGCAUGUAACUGUGUUUACAACAACAAUGUCCUCUCAUUCUCACAAACCACACCAAGAACAAUGUUCACCACCACCAACACCAUUCCUACAAUCAUCUCAAAGCCAUUUUCUUCCAAUAGAUGCAGCAGACCCUUUAUCUUGUCUUCUAUAACAAAUUCUACUCCAUCCUACAACACCCUUGUUUCUGAGGCUGUUAGACUCUUGGUUCCUCCGGCAAGAUUUGAAGCUUCAAAACUUAAGGUAGUUUUAUUGGAGGGUCAGAUAAACAAAUAUGCAAGUUUUAUUCCGAGAACCUACAUUCUAUCGCAUUGCGACUUCACAGCUAAUCUGACUUUAACAGUCUCCAAUGUGAUCAAUCUUGAGCAGUUGAGAGGGUGGUAUGAGAAGGAUGAUGUUGUAGCUGAAUGGAAGAAAGUGAAAAAUGAGAUGUGCUUACAUGUUCAUUGCUUUGUCAGUGGUCCCAAUCCCUUCCUGGAUUUGGCUGCAGAAUUCAGAUAUCACAUAUUCUCCAAGGAAAUGCCUUUGGUACUCAAAGCAAUUCAAUAUGGAGAUUCUGCGCUUUUCGAUGAACAUCCUGAAUUGCUGGAUUCUAUAGUUCGCGUGUAUUUUCAUUCUAGCUCCAAAAAAUACAACAGAAUGGAAUGUUGGGGACCUCUAAAGGAUGCUAUAGAGGGAAAGCAAGUGGAUGAGUUCCAAGGGCUAAUAGAAAGAGAUCGUCCUUCAGUAAAGUGGCAGACUCCAAAGUCCAUCUUCCAAGCUCUUUUUGCUUUUCUUCUAUGAAAUGUAUCUACAAUAAACAUUGAAUUAUUUGUUCA
Arachis stenosperma is the source of this 1008-nucleotide messenger RNA. RefSeq names its product magnesium dechelatase SGRL, chloroplastic. Bases 191 to 973 code for a protein of 260 amino acids. NCBI's taxonomy places the organism in Eukaryota, Viridiplantae, Streptophyta, Magnoliopsida, Fabales, Fabaceae. The record is from RefSeq and is a predicted model, not a curated record. The transcript has 5 exons.